Molecule: messenger RNA, 891 nt
Organism: Lasiodiplodia theobromae
Lineage: Eukaryota; Fungi; Ascomycota; Dothideomycetes; Botryosphaeriales; Botryosphaeriaceae
Exons: 5
Coding region: 1-891 (296 amino acids)
Source: RefSeq, a predicted model, not a curated record
AUGAAGACGAUGGGCGGCCUUGGGCCGACCAUCAUCGGCGUCAUGCUCGGGCAGUCUGUACUGGCCAUGCUCUUUGUCUUUCCAAGGCUGUAUACGAAGGCACGCAUCAACCGAUCCUUGGGCUGGGACGACCACAUGGCAGCUUUCUCGUGGGUCAUGCUAUUGUGCUAUUCUGCAAUAUGCUCGUAUGCUGCAACAGAAGGAUAUGGGCGGCAUGCCGAAGUGUUGGGCGGCGAACAAGCUGCUGUGGCGGCGAAAAUCACCAUCAUCGGCCAGACUUUCUUAACGUCUGUGAUAUGCGACUUCGUGUUGGCACUUCUGCCAUGGGCAAUCCUUUGGAACCUCAACAUGAAGAAAAAGGAGAAGAGGCUGAUUGGUAUCUCCAUGAGUCUCGGAGUAUUUGCCGGAGCAUCUGGUAUCGUCCGUGCCAUCGAGUUGAAACGGCUUUCAGGAAGAUCUGACUAUACUUAUGAAAGCGUUAGCCCCAUUCUGUGGUCGUCCACAGAGCUCUGCAUCACCCUGUGUACAGCCUGCAUGCCGAUGCUCCGGCCUCUUUACAACAAAAUUCGGGGCAAGAGCAGCACCGAUGGCUACGAACAGUAUGACAAAGCUGGGAGCGGAGCUACUCCGGCCCAAGGGAUAUCCCUUGACAACGUGGGCAACAACAGUAAUAAGCGCAGAAAAGGCUCGACGAAGAUGGGUCUCAACGAGACGACUCUUGGCGGCACCGUCAUGGAUACGUGGAUAGAUCAUACGAAACGCCAAGGCAGUGACGAGGACAUUUUGAUAAACCAAAGAAGUGGCGGUAUAACCGUCAUAACCGAGAUCGAUUCCCAGUCGAGAAGAUCAACCUCGGUCGCGGAAAGUGCAGCUGAGCAUGCAAGGAGGUAG